AUGGCCGGCGCCCACUAUAUCCUACCGAACAGUGACACAGUUGUGUUGGGCGGCACUAAACAGGCGCACAAUUGGAGCCGAGAAGUGGACCUCAAAGAUAGUGAACAUAUAAUGGAAGGAUGCGCUCAAUUGGUUCCCAGCGUUAAAACGGCACAAGUAGUGAAAGAAUGGGUCGGUUUAAGACCCGGAAGAGAAUCAGUUAGACUGGAGACAGAGGUAAUCAAUAAUUUGGGCAAUAAAUUACAUGUGGUUCACAACUACGGUCACGGAGGGUCAGGCGUUACCCUAUCAUAUGGCUGUGCUCUAGAGGUCAGUCUCACACCAGUAGAACAGGCGCACCCACGCGACGGCCAUUUGAUGGAUGCGCCCAUUGAAGAGGUCAAUCCGUACCCAAUACUGGCUCCCAUUAGAACAAGUGGAUUGCCAACCGGUGAACUCCCGGCCACACCCGCUGCCAGACCUAUGCGCUCAACAGAUGAAGGCGAAUGGCAACAGUGGGCUCAGACUCAACGGGCAGAUGAGUGGCACUUUCCUACAGUAGCACAUAGCGGUGAAUGGGGUGCACCGCACACACCACAGGCCACUCAUAUGGACGACAUGUAUAUCGGAGAUCUCUCGCGAUUUCCUCAAACUCCUUAUCCCUCGAGUGGGCUCUCAAUGUCUUUGUUCGGUGAAAGCAGUGACAGCGCUUCCAGCGAUGGGUUGUCCCCCGUCGCCACCCCAACCCCACCCGCAACCCCUACCCCGAGUAGCGGACAUUCAUCGCGCGAGAGCUAUGUUAUGGGGGCUCAACAAUCACAGCAGUCACCGGUUAUGGAUCAAACUAUUGGCCAAUCAAGCGGUUUGGCCACCGGUGGCGCGCAAUUCAUUACCUCUGCGAUACCAUUAGUCAAACCAAGGGAUAGACUCGUAUACCGGUACGGGAUGUUGGCUCCGGGACUGAUGCCAGAGGGCACGAUCCAGAGUACGACGGCUCAAGUCCUUGUCGAUAGUGGAGUUGACUCCGAAGAGUUGACUACACUAAUGGAUUCAGACGAACAAAACGAAGCGCUGGAUAGGAAAACAGCAAAGGAUUUACAAACCAUUUCGGGUAAAGGCUUUGAUAUAGACUUUACAGAAGGGGGCAAAUUAGGUGAUGGCAUACAAGGAGUUGCCUACCAAGGGGUUUACAAUCAAAAUAUUCUCCAAUUGAGUACUAGAGAGGGCACUCGUAUGGAAGGUGUUGCGGUCGGGCAGCCAUUUGCGGCCAAAUACGUCAAAUUUAGGCUAAGCACACAUGACUUGCUUCGUCUUAAUCACGAGAUUGAGAAACAAGUGCUGAAAGCACUCAAACAUCCAAACUGUGUGACGCUUAAAAUGGCCAUCAAUUUGGGUAAAAAGAGAUACAUUAUCAACCAUUUGGCGCCUAAAAUGAGACCAAUUGUCACGUAUGACCGCAUGUUCCUGGUCAUGGAUUUGGCGGAGUCUAGUCUUUAUGACUUUCAUGUGGCCGGCAAAAUCAAUGCGCAAUUGGCUGUCAAGUUUGCACAGGAAUUGUUGGCCGGCAUGAAUUAUAUGCACAACGAGGGUAUACUCCAUUUGGAUGCUCACGGCGGGAAUGCACUGGUGUUUAGAAACGGCAACGAUUUUGUGGCCAAAUGGACGGACUUCGAUACGGCUGUGUCGCGGCCUCUGUACCAGCGGUGGGGCGUCAGGAUUGACGACAACGAGUUUGAACACUAUCGCAGGGAUGAUCUCGAGAGUAUGGCUAAGGGUUUGGACUUAUUGGCCACGUAUGCACCCGUGUUGAGUCAAUUGGCUGAACUCAUCCGAAAUGGGGUAACUUUGCAACGCAUUCUCGACAGUUUGGGCAAUUAA
Messenger RNA from Medioppia subpectinata, 1857 nucleotides. NCBI's taxonomy places the organism in Eukaryota, Metazoa, Arthropoda, Arachnida, Sarcoptiformes, Oppiidae. The record is from the annotation of a GenBank genome assembly.